Molecule: messenger RNA, 1317 nt
Organism: Neltuma alba
Lineage: Eukaryota; Viridiplantae; Streptophyta; Magnoliopsida; Fabales; Fabaceae
Exons: 1
Coding region: 209-796 (195 amino acids)
Molecular function (GO): protein binding
Source: RefSeq, a predicted model, not a curated record
CACUUGCAUACUACCCCACACUACACUUCCUCUUGCAUUUUCUUCAGUGAUUCCCAAGAUUCAACUAUAAUACUCAACUUACAAAAGCAUAGCCACCCUCCACAAACUCUCAUUAGUCCCUCCCUUGACUUAAAACCAGUUUCUUUUGAAUACUCGUCUCUCUCUCUCUGAUUUCACAUCAUAUUUCGGCAACACACAUUCCUUCACCAUGGAUUGGUUCUCAUGGCUUUCAAAGACCGGCCUUGAACCCUCCCUAGUGUAUGAAUAUGGCCUUGCUUUUGCUCACAAUGAGCUUGAAGAAGAAGACAUAGUUUACUUCAACCAUGAGUUUCUCCAGAGCAUGGGCAUCUCCAUAGCCAAGCACAGACUAGAAAUUCUCAAGUUAGCUCGGAAGGAGAAGGGGAAAAGCCCUCCUGCAGUAGCAAGGCUAAUUGUGGCGAUCAAGAGGACAAAGAGGUGCUUAGCUAAUUACAUUCGGACAUUCGCUCACUGUGACGAAUCAGCUCUUGUGGUUGUGCCAACAAAGCGUACUAGUUAUGGUACUAGGUGGAAGAGUGCAGUGGUGAAGAGAAACAAAAGGCUGAUGAUUGCUAAGCAAGAGAGGCUCUUUCUCACCAAUGGAACUCCAACAACAGUAGUGCCUGCUUUGCCUGGUCUUGAAGGGUUUUCUAGUCCUGUGCUGUACACAGACCAGAAGGAGGAGAAGAUGGAGGCAGAUGAAGAAGAUGGGUAUUGGUCAGCUGCUAUGGAAGAGAUCAGGUGGGAUACUUUGUUCAAGGAUUUGAAACCCAACUAAAAGCUCUUCCUUUUCUUAAUAUUUCUUGGUAAAAUUGCAAACCCAGGAAAUUUAACAGAUGUGUUUAAAUUCUUCUAGGUCCAGGGAGGGAGAUAAUUGUAUUUUUCCCCAUUUUCGUAGGCGGUUAACUUCAUCCUUGAUUUUAAAUUAAUGGGUGAAAAAUAAAGCAUUUUGGGUUCUUCUACCAGAGAGAUUUGAAUAUGUUCUUUAUAGGAUCUUACUUUUUUUCCUUUUAGUGGUUGGUGGGUCAUGCAGAUGGGUAACUUUUGGCAACUUGUCUGAUUUAGUCAUAAGACUGUCUCCUUUGCUUUUCUGUAUGUUCAUGUCUUUUAGCUUGAUAGGGGAAAAAUUGUGCUAGAUUAGCGUCUUUACAGGGAGAGAAGGAUUGGAACAGACAAUUAGGUUUAAGAUCUGUUGCAGAUUAGUCUCUGCUCGGGGCCUUGAGCUUUUGCAUUGUACUAGGCAUUGUGGUGAAUAUACAUAUUUUAGACGAGUGAGUAUAUCUAAAACUUGUUUGGCAA